This is a messenger RNA of Glycine soja, 1329 nucleotides long. Its product is annotated as aspartic proteinase CDR1-like. The transcript is spliced from 2 exons. Gene Ontology annotation, biological process: proteolysis. The record is from RefSeq and is a predicted model, not a curated record. The coding region runs from base 1 to 1329 and encodes 442 amino acids. Gene Ontology annotation, cellular component: extracellular region. Gene Ontology annotation, molecular function: aspartic-type endopeptidase activity. NCBI's taxonomy places the organism in Eukaryota, Viridiplantae, Streptophyta, Magnoliopsida, Fabales, Fabaceae.
AUGGCAACAACUCAUCAUCACUAUAUUCUCUUUCUUUUCUUAACUCACACAUUAUCAACCCUUUGCUUUCACGAAGCACACAAAAAAGGAGGCUUCAGUGUGAAACUCAUUCACAGAGACUCCCCAAUGUCCCCGUUCCACAACCCCACCGAAACCCAUUUUAACCAACUGAGCAACGCUAUUCACCGCUCUUUUAACCGCGUCAACCAUUUCUACCCUAAAACAAAAUCCUCCCGCCAAAAGACACCACAGUCUGUGAUAACCUCAAGCCAAGGAGAGUACCUUGUGAAGUACUCCAUCGGAACGCCGCCGUUUGAUGCCAUGGGAAUUGCGGACACUGGGAGUGACCUAAUUUGGUCUCAGUGCAAGCCUUGCCAGCAGUGUUACAACCAAACCACUCCAUUGUUUGACCCUUCCAAAUCCGCAACUUAUGAACCUGUCUCUUGCUAUUCCAGCAUGUGUAAUUCACUAGGGCAAAGUUAUUGCUACUCAGAUACUGAACCGAAUUGCGAGUAUACCGUCUCAUAUGGGGAUGGAUCACAUUCACAAGGAAAUCUUGCAUUAGACACAAUCACGUUGGGCUCUUCUACAGGUUCCUCGGUCUCAUUUCCCAAGAUUCCCAUUGGCUGCGGUCUCAACAAUGCUGGUACCUUUGAUUCUAAAUGUUCUGGCAUAGUAGGGCUAGGAGGUGGUGCUGUCUCACUUAUCUCCCAGAUAGGUCCUUCAAUUGAUUCUAAAUUUUCAUAUUGUUUGGUACCAUUGUUUGAAUUCAAUAGCACAAGUAAAAUUAAUUUUGGAGAAAAUGCUGUGGUGGAAGGCCCUGGGACAGUUUCAACUCCAAUUAUUCCUGGUUCUUUUGAUACUUUCUAUUACCUUAAAUUGGAGGGAAUGAGUGUGGGGUCCAAAAGGAUUGAGUUUGUAGAUGAUUCAACCUCAAAUGAAGUUAAGGGUAACAUUAUAAUCGACUCAGGAACAACGUUGACCAUUUUGCUAGAAAAAUUUUACACUAAAUUGGAGGCAGAAGUGGAAGCACAUAUCAAUUUGGAACGUGUUAAUAGCACUGACCAAAUUCUAAGCCUUUGUUACAAGUCUCCACCAAAUAAUGCAAUUGAGGUUCCAAUUAUUACAGCACAUUUUGCUGGCGCGGACAUUGUGUUAAAUUCUUUAAACACUUUUGUUAGUGUUUCUGAUGAUGCAAUGUGCUUUGCUUUCGCCCCAGUGGCAUCAGGUUCCAUCUUUGGAAACUUAGCACAGAUGAACCACUUGGUUGGAUAUGAUUUGCUGAGGAAGACUGUGUCCUUUAAGCCCACUGAUUGCACCAAGAUCUAA